Molecule: messenger RNA, 1119 nt
Organism: Bathycoccus prasinos
Lineage: Eukaryota; Viridiplantae; Chlorophyta; Mamiellophyceae; Mamiellales; Bathycoccaceae
Product: PREDICTED: similar to fibropellin Ia
Exons: 1
Coding region: 1-1119 (372 amino acids)
Biological process (GO): establishment or maintenance of epithelial cell apical/basal polarity; heterophilic cell-cell adhesion
Cellular component (GO): plasma membrane; protein-containing complex
Source: RefSeq, a predicted model, not a curated record
AUGAUCGCGAAGCGGCCACAUCAAAGCACUAAUAAUCUACACGCGGCGAGGUUUCACGUCGUGCUCCUCUCGUUCUUCUGUGUUCUUCUUUCUGUCGGCUUUAAAGAAGUGCGAGCGGCAUCCUGGAAUGGAAGUUGUCAAGGCCCAUCGUGCGACGACGUUCCGUGUGGGACUACAGAAUGUAAAAACGGCGGAUAUUGCGACCCUGACAGCCUAAUGAAGUGUUUAUGUCCUCCAGAUUAUGGACAGAGUGAUUGUGGCGUAAAAGUUAACGCAUGCCCGGGGGGGGUCGAGUGCUACAACGAUGGUUUAUGCCCAAUUUCGGGUUCAGGUUCAGGCUGCCGUUGUGACCCACACUUUACGGGAAACCAGUGUCAAACGGAAGUACAAAAUAUCCAAGAUUGCGUAGGUAGCAACCAUUAUUGCUUAAACAGCGGCGUGUGCAACACUGGUGGAUUAGCAUCGUGCACGUGCACGGGAAGUUAUGCCGGGGAACACUGCGAGAAGUCUGUGAACAAGUGCGAUGAAUUCCAUCCGGUGGCAUAUUGCGAAAACGGAGGUGAGUGCGCGGGAAGUGGGUGUAAUUGCAUUUCGGGAUAUUACGGCGCACAAUGCGAAAAUAUUGGAAUCGAUCCGCUCGGAACUUCUUCAACAACAUCCUCCAAAUAUACCAAAAAAGAGCUCACGAUAGGUUUUGCAGUUGUUAUUAUUCUACUCGUACUCGCGAUCGUCGGUACUGUUUGCUGCGUAAAGCAAAGACAGAAACGAAGGAACGCUCAGAGCAUUCGCAGAGCGGCGUGGAGCGCAAAUCCAGGACCUGGCGCGUAUGUGUACGAAAAUGGCGCGCAAUUGGAUUAUAGAACUGGUGAGAGGAAGGGUGUGCAAGAAAUUGAAAUGGGGGGAUCUCCACAGGCUACGUUUCAUACUCCGAUAGGUGGGGAACAAAACCCACACACGCCGACUGUAACACCCCUAUCCAACGCUUCGGCGAGGGCGUAUCAACCGCCGGACGACCAAUUCGGUAGCGGCGGAGCGUACGCGGUUGAUUCACCGUCUGAAAUUCCAAAUCCAGUUAGUGCGGCGCUCGCUUUGGCCAGAAAAGAUCAAGAGGGCGGAUAG